This is a messenger RNA of Penaeus chinensis, 1773 nucleotides long. Its product is annotated as serine protease filzig-like. Gene Ontology annotation, biological process: proteolysis. Bases 240 to 1673 code for a protein of 477 amino acids. The record is from RefSeq and is a predicted model, not a curated record. The transcript is spliced from 13 exons. NCBI's taxonomy places the organism in Eukaryota, Metazoa, Arthropoda, Malacostraca, Decapoda, Penaeidae. Gene Ontology annotation, molecular function: serine-type endopeptidase activity.
CCCGUGUCCCUCUCAGUGUGGAAUCUGACUCGAGUCAGUCAACGUACAAGGAUACGGUUCCCUUCAUUAUUUAUUUUCUUUUAUUCUACCUUUUUUUUUUGUUUAAUCAUUCGUUUACUUCUACGCCUGACGGAGGUUGAAGGGCGAGGGAAGGCUGGUCUGUGAAGAAGGAUCUGAACAAAGAAAACAAACUAACUAAAAAAAAAAAUAACUAGAAUAAAAAGAUAACAAGUGUGAAGAUGUGGUUUCUUCUGCUAAUGAGCCUGACUUCCUUCGCCGACCAGGGAAAUUUUCAAGUCGCAGGUCAGAAUGAGGUAAAUGAGGAAUUCGGCAAGAUGACUGAGCUCGGAAAAGUCUUCAUGAAAUGUCGCAAUGAAAGCUUAAAUUCGCCUGAGGAGUGGACUCUGUUGCAGUGCCUCAAGGAAGAAGGUCUCAUCGAAGGAAGCAAGGUCCGAAAGAGGUCCUUGGGAGGGAAAGACUUGGAACCCUCACGUAAGAGGUGGAGAGGUCGAAAGUUCAGGGGUUUAAAACAGAAGAAGAAAGUAGCGAAGUGUGGGAACACUUACCAAGUGAAGAAAGGAGAAGUUGUAUUGUUUCGGCCAAAGAAAAACGAUUUUUGUGACGUGUUCUUCGAGCCAAGUGGAAACAACAAUUUGCAACUGAGCUGCAAGAAGUUCUCUCUCCUGAAUUGCGACCAGGAGUAUCUUUUGGUAUCCGACGAAAACUCUGAUGACGAGUAUUGCGGAAGGGAUGGACCAGAUAAGAGAACAGUAGCGGAGUUUGUGUAUCUCUUGCACGAAAAGAUCAGUGGCAACAACGCUCGGUCCAAACUCUUGUGUUCCGUCAAGGGGGUUAAGGCAAGCGAUGGUGACGGCGGCGGUAACGGCGGUGACGGUACACAAUUAACGGGAUGUACAAAUGUAUGCGGCGCUGCUCCAGAGGACGCAGGACCAACCAGAAUCGUGGGCGGCGAGGCGGCGACAGCGGGCGAGUACCCGUGGAUGGCCCUGUUGGACAUCAAAACGAGCAAUGGCGGAUUUUUCUGUGGAGGAGCUAUCGUCACGACUACCCAUGUCGUCACAGCGGGUCACUGCGUCGAUCACCAGAACGUGAAGGUAAAAGUCACGGCCGGAGAGUACGACAUCGAUUCUGACAAGGAAACGGACACACAGGUCAUCGACGCUAAAAGAAUCGCCACACAUCCGAAAUAUAACCCGAACACACAGGAAAACGACAUCGCUCUCAUAACACUUAGAAAGGCUCUGGUAUGGAAGAGCAACGUAGGACCUAUCUGCCUCCCUCCCAACAAUAACUUCGAAGGGCGCCUGGCCGUUGUCUCAGGAUGGGGGUCGCUGAAAUACCAGGGGUCAUUUCCGUCGAAACUGAAUGAAGUUGGCGUCACAGUCACAGAGCAGAAGACGUGUCAGAACGCUUACGAAGCCAGUGGCUUCCCUGUCACUAAAAAACACAUCUGUGCAGCCGAUCCCGGGAAGGACUCUUGCCAAGGCGACUCAGGAGGACCACUUUUCAUCAAAGAAGAUGGGAAGUGGGUUUUGAUCGGUGUCGUAAGCUUCGGCAUGGAGUGUGCCCUCGACGGCUUCCCUGGCGUGUACACCCGUGUCACUUCGUACAAUGAUUGGAUCCUCAACAAGGCCUCUUCCGGAUCGUGUUGAUUCAGGCUGCACUGCAUGAUUCAGGACCUCUCCGACGUCGCCUUGUCUUCCUCAGUUCGUCGAAACUGUAUCUCCCUAAAAAUAAAAAAUAAAAACUACA